GUCUACAAGCUGAUUUGGUGGCAGAAUAUCGAAAUUGGUAAUGCUCAUCAGAACGCAUACUCUCAUCAGCUGGUCUCCAGGCAGUGAGAACAUUGAGCUCAUGAGGCCUUCCAAGGCAAGGUAAAUUCAUCAAAUCAACUGAAUAUACCCAUUGUGGUCGAAAAUUAUGUGGAAGUUGGUGAGAAAAUUCGUUGCACUGAGUAUGAUCUGCUUUUCUCUCAUUGGCUGUUUGGUCAUCUGGAUAACCGAUGACCCUACGCCGGGCAAAGGAUAUCACUCGAAAGACUAUAUAUCCAGGCUCUUGGCUCAGAGGCCGUUGCUGACGUCGAAGUGCACGAGGCAACUUCAGUUGUGGACAAAUGCACAUAUUUAUGGAUAUUCAAACGAGCCCUUCCGAUUUCAGUGUCCAGGUGUCCCUUGCGAAGCAUCCAUCGUAGCUAACACCAACCUCUCGACGACCAAACUGAGCGAUGGAGUGGUUUUCUUUUCUGAUGCGGAAUGGGGGUGGGACAAGAUGCGUUCUGCGCGCCCGCAUGGUCAAAAGUGGUUCUUCUACAGCCGAGAAAGUCCUACAAGGACUCGUCCCGAUGUCAUGCCUCCAAUUGAAUACAAUAGUGACUCCUAUGAUUACACAAUGACUUAUCGACAAGAUUCUGAUUUUCCUGCUGGGUUUGGUUAUUAUAAUGAAACAAAAGAUGAAAUAGAAGCAGACGAUGAUCAAAACUGGGCGGCAGAAAAAACAAAUAUCCUGAUCGCACCCGCAGCAGACUGCCAUCCGGCGACUUGGAAGCGUGACAGCUUUAUCAAGGAACUGAAAGAAUUUGUACCAGUUGACCUGUACGGGGAAUGCACAGACCCCGAGUCCAAGCCAUGCGAAGAGUCCGUGGGAUGUCUAGAGAAAUUGAGAUUUUACAAGUUUUCACUUGCACUGGAGAACAGUCGAUGUCGCGAUUUCAUCACUGAAAAGUUUUUCAUGAGCCUUGCAAGCGGAACGGUGCCUAUUGUCGACGGACCACCCCGCGAAGACUACGAACGGGUCGGCCCUCCAAACUCCUUUAUCCACGUCAGUGACUUUGGGUCCGUUCAAGAACUGGCGGACUAUAUCAAACUUGUAGACAGUAACGAUAAACUCUACAAUCGCUUCUUCGAUUGGAAGAAGCGAGGGAAUGUGGUCACUGUCAGCGUGGCGGAUCUUUUUGGGACAAAAAACAUAUGCCCCAUUUUCCAGCGAAUGUACGAUGACGAAAUGAAGGGAGCUAGCAUAGAUUCAGCUAUAAAAACAAAGAUAUCAGAUUGGGAAGAAUGGUGGCAGGGCUCAUGCUCAUAUUAACUUGAAUCAUAUAAAUAUUUAAAAUGAUGAUUUUAAUCUUAAUCGAUGAAAGAUUGAAAUGUACCGUGUGCUUAUAGUUUAUGUGAUCUGUUUGAUCAAAUCUACGAUGCGUCCUUUAACCCCCCCCCCCCGGGGGGGGGGGGCAGUCAAAUAUAUUGCUGUACACACGCGUGACCAAGGAAUUUCCAAACACCCCCUAAACGAGUUUUUCUCUGUGUGCAAAAUAACCACCUAAACAAGUUUUUCGCGGGCUUAUUUACACAUUUUGGCCCCUAAACAAGUUGUCGCCAAAAUAUGAUCUCGGGGGAAAAAUGCCCUAAACACCUCUGGCUAGUCUUAAAAAAAGGCUUUGGGGAAAAAAAACAUACCCUAAAUACAUUUGACCUCGCGAUUGACCAUUGACCAGUCUUUCAAAACCACACUUUUUCUUGAAAUCUGUGUUUUUGAUACCCUUAACGAGUCAACGCAUUGACCGCGACCAAAACUGAAAAAACACCCCUUUCAACGCGUUUUUUGGUCACGCGUGUGUACAGCAAUAUAUUUGACUGGCCCCCGGGCUUUAACCCUAAAACAUAUUAAAUCAUUAAUAUAUCCCCAAAUGUAACAAUAAAAUCAAGAAUCGGGAAGAAGUGUAAGGUCCUGUAAAUGUGUGAUUUCAAGUUUCGGUAUUGUGGCUGGUGUUGGUGUUGUCACAACACCAGAUUUCAACACCGUAUUUGAAAUCACCCAAUGUUCCUCAGAUAUUUCAUAACAAGAGGAAAUGCAAUUAAAGCCUACAUCUGUUUC
Molecule: messenger RNA, 2116 nt
Organism: Lytechinus pictus (painted urchin)
Lineage: Eukaryota; Metazoa; Echinodermata; Echinoidea; Temnopleuroida; Toxopneustidae
Product: 4-galactosyl-N-acetylglucosaminide 3-alpha-L-fucosyltransferase 9-like
Exons: 2
Coding region: 167-1330 (387 amino acids)
Cellular component (GO): membrane
Molecular function (GO): alpha-(1->3)-fucosyltransferase activity
Source: RefSeq, a predicted model, not a curated record